Xyrauchen texanus (razorback sucker) is the source of this 4632-nucleotide messenger RNA. Its product is annotated as zinc finger protein 420-like. Lineage: Eukaryota; Metazoa; Chordata; Actinopteri; Cypriniformes; Catostomidae. The transcript is spliced from 8 exons. Gene Ontology annotation, molecular function: DNA-binding transcription factor activity, RNA polymerase II-specific; RNA polymerase II transcription regulatory region sequence-specific DNA binding. The record is from RefSeq and is a predicted model, not a curated record. Gene Ontology annotation, biological process: regulation of transcription by RNA polymerase II. Gene Ontology annotation, cellular component: nucleus. Bases 517 to 3690 code for a protein of 1057 amino acids.
CCAGACAAACGGUACAUUUCCACAUCCAUGAACGUGUCUACGUCGAAAUAUCUCUACGAACAGCAUUUCGAGCAGAGUAAUACUGCAUCGUUUUGGUGGGAAACGCAUUCUGAACACAGGGAAGCUUGCCCGGGGCAGACGAGAGCGGCACGACGGUCUGCAGUGCGCGCGAAGGAAAGUUCGGAAGCGGUUGAGGAGGAAAGAAGGCCUCGCUCAGCGUUCUUAGACCUGCGGGGAAAAGUGAAGAGCGCCGCCUGACGACCGCCGUACAGCGGGGUGGCUCAGUCAGGACACAGCGGUGCGCUACAUAAACUCUGGCAAAAUCUGAAGAGCGCCGCCAACUGCUCGCCACAAGGUCAUUUUGAGGCUGAGAACACAUAUCUGGAAUGGGAAUGCACACUCGACCCGCCCAGUGAUCGUGACUCAUAACCUCUGUUCUGUGAUCACACAGCACUGCAUCUGCGCUUCAGCACACCAAUUGUUUUUAUUUUAGAACUGUAACUUCCUGCAGUUACCAUGAGUGACCAGGAGUAUGUGGAGCAUCAGUAUAUGUGCAGUGAGUGCCAGCAGCUCUUCAAUACCUUGGAGGAGGUUCUGGUGCACCAGCAGAUCCACACUGGAGGAGAGGGGGAUGAGGUAGAAGCCAUUCACAGCCAUGAGGAUUAUGAGACUGGGGAGAGCCAGUAUCAGUGCUUGGAGUGUGGAGCUAUCCUCAAGAAUCCAGACGAACUGCUGCUUCAUCAGGAGCUGCACAUGAGGGAGGCAGGACAGGAGGUCUGUGAGGUCACAGAGGUGGGUGCUGUCGAUGCAGAAACACCAAUCCAGUACCAGUGUCUUGAAUGCCUGGCACUUUUUGACACACCUGAACUAUGGUUGGCACACAGGCAGACACACAGCAGAAGCAGUACUCAUAGCAACCUGACCACUGAAGCAGAAUUUAUUCUUCAGGCUGAUGGUUCAGUCACUCCGGUUCAGUCGCUCAAUGUGCAAAAUCUAGUCCUGGAUGAACAGAGGGCAGGCCAGAUCCUAACUUUAGCCCAGGCUCUUCGAGAGCAUGAAGCCCCAUCUAAGUCUGCAGCCCCUCCCAGAUCUAUGUCGGUGCCAGCAAAUGCAUCCCUGCCUGGCUCCACCUCUGCUAUGCUCCGCCUACAGUUCUGCUCCGCCCAAGCUAUUGCUGAUGGAUCUGCUUCAGUUCCUCUCCGCAGAGCUAAACUCCUUGCACCUCUCUUACCCGCUGAUCCUAUCAGGAUGGACAAUGUGUCCACUUUGAAACUCAUCCCUUCCUCUGGUCAGGUGAACACUGUAAAGAACGAAGAGGAGGAAAUUUUAAUAAUUCAUCCGUAUGAGUGCUCUGAGUGUAAUCUGCUGUUUAGCACACCAGAGGAUUUCCUUCAACACCAGGGGGAGCACUUCUUAGGCCAGGACAAGGAGAGUGGGGGCAUUGGGGUGAUGGUGGGGUAUGAAGACUAUUCUAUGGUUCGAGAGGAUGAAGGAAGAAGCGACGGAUCAGAGGAGGGCAGUAAAGUUGGCAAAGCUAUUGGUGGUAAGCGUACAUACGCUUCCCGCUCCGCUAGUUUGACAUUCGUUUCACCCAGCAGUCUUCAGUGUGAGGAGUGCAAAAGAACGUUCACCACAGCCAAACGGCUUGCGGCACACCUUCGUGUGCAUGAACAAGGAACACAUGAGUGCCCAGAGUGUGAUAAAGUGUUUAAGAAAUUGGUGUCACUUCAGACACACAUGCGCACACACUCUGGUGAGGCACGCUUUUUGUGUGUGGACUGUGGACAUGGCUUCACCACAGAAAUGACACUCAUGAUGCACAGGAAAUCCCAUACUUCUGAGCCACUGCACAGAUGCCCAUUUUGUGCCAAAACCUUCACCAACAUGACGAAGUUCCUGUACCAUCGCCGUACUCAUAGAACCGGUGAGACAGCUGCGCCAGCCUCUCAGUUUGUAUUGGCCCAGCGAUCACCACUCUCCAUCAUUCAAAGAGCAAAGGAACGAGAGUCUGCAUGGAGGAAAGAAAGACAGGCACUGCCUGUGACCGAUGAAAGAAAAGAGCUUAGUGAAACAGGCACUAAUCUCACUGUAGGUAUUGCUGUGGUCUCACAGUCUGCAGAGCAUGCAGAAAAUGGGCUUUAUGUUGAACUAACAGAUAAAGAAGCCCAAAAUGGAGACAAUAUGCUUACGGAUGACCCAAACAUUUCAAUUACUGCCAUUGUGGAAGGAGGUGGAGUGGAGGAAGGUAAACACAGCAUUUCUGCUGCUGAGAUAGUGCCACAAUUACCUUGCACUAUGUGUACAAAAAGAUUCUCCUCGCAGAUCCGUCUGUUGCAGCACCGUCGAACCACUCACACCACUGAAAGACGUUUUAAAUGCAACAUCUGCGGGAAACCGUUUAAGAAGCAGAUCCAUCUGCGGAACCACCUGCGCACGCACACCGGCGAGCGUCCGUUCCAAUGCAGCGUGUGUGGAAAGACCUUCUCAUCUCUUGCUAAUCUUUCCCGCCAUGGACUCACACACACUGGAGUCCGUCCCUACAGGUGUGACAUUUGCCACAAAUCCUUCAGCCAAUCUUCUAAUCUCCGUCAACACCGUCAGCAUCUUCACAGCAAUGUCACACCUUCACCCUGUCCAGACUGCUCUGCUACGUUUAUCCGUCCUGUUAAACUUGUAGUACACCGUUUUCUUCAUCACCCAGGGUCACCAGCACCUUACCCCUGCCCACACUGUUCUGAGGGGUUCUUGCGCAAGCGCCAACGAGACCUACAUUGUCUAGAGGAACAUCCUAACCUAACACAGCCGAACAGCAUCUCCCAGGACACCCACAUUGGAGGUCAGCAGGCAUCAGGUUUGAUGGAUGGUACUGAGCAGCAGUGUGCUCCUUCGAUGGCAAGACCCAAUCUGGAUUGCACGAUCUGUGGUAAGCGCUUAAACUCUCCUGCAAAUCUUCGCCUGCAUCAGCUAAGUCACGGACUUGGGCCCGGCAGGCCACGAGGCUCCAGCUCGUCUACUGCGAAGACUCACCCUUGCCCAGUGUGUGGAAAGCUGUUUGUUUCUGCCUCGAGUGUCACACUGCAUCAGAGGGUUCAUACUGGUGAGCGUCCAUAUCCUUGUGCAAUCUGCGGCAAGCGGUUUCGACAGAACACACACCUGCGUGAGCACCUUCGCACACAUUCGGGUGAGCGUCCAUUUCGGUGCGAGUUCUGCGACAAAGGCUUCGUGCAGAGCAUGCAUCUGGCAGAACACCGGCAUACACACACAGGUGAGAGGCCACAUGCUUGCAGUGUAUGUGGAAAGACCUUCAAGACUGUCUCAAACCUUAGGAACCAUCGUAAGACCCACACUCUUACACAAAAACAACCAUUGCACAGUGAUGAUACUACUGCAGAAACCAAUAUAGCAACCGUUGCUGUUAUGGAUGCUUCUGAAAUGGACCUUGCAACAGCAAUACCGGCUCUUUGCCAACAGGAAGUGCAGCUUGGACAGCCCCAAGUCAUUCAGAUACAGACAUCUAAUCUGGCACAGACACCGGGUAUGCCUACUAUAUUGUGUAAUGAGUUUGGAGAGACUAUAGCCAUCAUAGAGACAAGUGGAGACCUGGCAGAGGCCAUAGAGCUGUACCACACAGCAAUGGAAGGGGGCAUCAACAUGGAAGCCAUGACUGUGGACAACCUGCAGUUGAUAUGAGAGAACUGAGAAAAGUGCAGCACUCCAAUGGCCAUUUUGGGUCAUGGAUUUUCUUCAGAAUUUGAAGAGUGUGAUUAAAAGAGAAGUAGUGAUGGUUGAACAGAACUGAACAAGUGGAAGUACAAAAAAGUGAAAACCAGAGAUUGAAUUGAGCAGUUUGAGAUAAAUGUUUCCAAUUCAACAGUACUAUGGAAUUCACUUCCAUUGAAGUUCAUUAAUGUGUGCAAACCUCAAAAUGACUUAUUUUCAGCCAUAUUUCCACUUUGUUGAGACAAAGGUCACAUUUUUGUGACCAAACGUUAUUUCCGCUAUCUAGUGGACUGACAUGAGUGGCCUGUACAGCCUUCUGAGAGGUCUGAUUUUAAAAGAUGCAACUGAAGAUACCCCAAGUCCAUGAUAGGAUGUGUUGGGAAUGGACAGUAUGUCUUACCGCAUAUGACAUAUGUCUUAUCUUAUUCAGACAGUUGGACAGAUCCAGAAGGAUUGCAUGAAAGCAAAGUUUUCAAAAGUGAAGAAUUACACCCAUUUACAAUGGAGAAAUGUAUAAUACAGGAUAUUUGUGAUUUGUUAAAGAACAUGCUACGAUCUGACCUGCAGAUUUUGUGAAGAGGUACCAAAGAUGAACAAAACAAAUGAUGGAAAAGUGUGUUCAAAAUAUCUGUUACUGCUCAGCAUGGACAGGCAUUGGAACGCAAAUCUGCAUUAUCCAUUAUGUCCUAGCUGCAAUUAAUUGUAAAUGUGUUACAAUAUCACAUCUCUUGGUUCAUACACUGUAUGUUAUUUGUAGCAGUUUUUUAAUAGUUAUAAUGGCGACUUGGAUAGUUGUUGCAAAUAAAUGUAAAAAUUUUAUCUCUACCACUAUUGUAAAUGGUUUGAGGAUGUGUGCCUUUACAACUGCACUAUUGUCUGCAAUCAUGAAUUCACUUUUUAACUCUGUGUUAA